UAUAUAUAUAUAUAUAUAUAUAUAUAUGUAUGUAUGUAUGUAUAGUGAUAAUAAUCGUAUUGUUUUCUCAGGAAUUCCCGCAGGAUAGCCGAGGUGUGGCUGGACGAGUUCACGCAUUUCUUCUACGAGACGCGACCCAACGCUAUCAACAAGCCCUUUGGGGACGUGAGCGAGCGGAAGGAGAUAAGGACGAAGCUGAAGUGUCGCGGCUUCGGCUGGUUCCUGAAGACGACCUACCCGGAGCUCUCCACGCCCUCCAAGCACGAGCUCGCCUACGGGCAGCUGCGGCAGGGGGACCUCUGUCUGCAGGGACCCGAGGCCGACCCCAAGCAGCGCCAGCGGAGGUCGUCUCAGCCACAGGAGGUGCUCGUCGAGGUCGUCAUGUGCGUCGGGGGCAAGCAGGGUCAGGAGUGGUCGCUGACCCAGGACGGCGCCGUGACCCAGAGCGGCGCCGUGACUCCUGGCGGCGUGGCGGCGGAGGGCGCGGGGUGCCUGGCGGUCCUCUCGCACGACGACGCGCGAGUGUUCGUGCAGGAGUGCCAGGCGGGGCCGAGACAGCGCUGGCUCCGGCAAGGGCGCAGGCUUCAGCACGCGGCCUCGGGCAUGUGCCUGGACUCGGCCAGCAACGAAGGCGCCCUCGUGCUGCCCUGCCGCGACAGCCUCCUCUCGCAGCAGUGGGACUUCUCCGUCGAGCUGCAGGCGCUCACCACGCUCUAGGGGAGCCGAGUCGACCGCCUGCGACGCCCCAGCAAACCCGCUUCGCUUGGCUCGUACUUCAGCGAAAGCCCCAGCGGCUUGUUAGUGAAAAAUUCCCACCACCGCCUCGUAAUGCAGAAUUUAGUUCCAUUUCCAACCAACGCUCUGUAACACCCCUCUUCCCCCUUCCCCUCGCCCCCCCCACAGAAGUAUCAUUCUCUCCCGCGAAGUCUCCUGUUCUCCACUCUGCUCCUGUGCGAAUCCCCUACUUAAAACACGGGGGAAUCCGAUAUACAUAGUGGAAUUCUAGCGACACUGUGCUACCUGGACCAAGCACACAUACAUAACUUUUAGCUCUCCCCUCACCUUUAAUUAAACCCGUUUAUUCAAUAUCUGCAACGUUUAUUAUCAUAUUGCUACGAAGCAUCUCCUGUCAUCACGUCUUCAUAUCAGCCAUUGUGACAUCCACAUCACAGCUGACGUCAUCCAUCGCCUCCUCAUCCAAACUUUGCUUUCAUGUCAAAAAUCAAUAAAGGACUUUUCAUUUUCCUAUACAUUAUUGUGUACAUACAUCUCUUAACUUUCUUCUAUACUCUUUGGCUUCAUUUUUUUUUUCGUCUGUGAUAGAUUAUCUAAUAGAUAUUUUUUAGUAGACAGUUUGUUAAUUAGUGAAGAUUCCUGCAGCCAAGAGUCGAAAGGGACACUGACUCUCUUAAACAACCCGGAAUUAACGGUCAUAUUGCCUUAUUAUUCCUUGAAUUUGAGUGUUUACAUAAAAGUGUCACUAGUGUAGAUAUUUUUUUCAGUCGAAAGCAAAUACACAGACUGAUGUAAGUUUCUGUUUUCAGUCGAAAGUAAAUGUACAGACUGAAGUGAUUAUACUUCAAUCGAAAGUAAGUAAAUACUCCGAAGUGAAGUGAAUAUACAGACUGAAUGACCUGUGUCUUAUUUCUGGGUUGAAAGUGAAUAUAUUUAGAUUGAAGUGAAUUGUGUGUGUGUGUGUGUGUGUGUGUGUGUGUGUGUGUGUGUGUGUGUGUGUGUGUGUGUGUGUGUGUGUGUGUGUGUGUGUGUGUGUGUGUGUGUGUGUUAGAUUGAAAGGAAAUAUAUAGAGUGAAGUGAAUUAGUGUUAGGAUAAAAUCAUAUCUAUGCCUUCCCAUGCGUUGUGAACAUAGUGAAUGCUAACAUGCAUACUACAUAUCCCACAUACGAGAUACAUAUCACAGAAGGUGCCAAUAUUUCCACGCGUACUCUGUGCACAUGUCACAGGUUGCCAGCAUGGAUUAUAUAACACUAUAAUCUUCGAAUCUACCAUAUCUUUAGUGGUUGCAACUUGUAUUAACCACUUAAUUAAACAUUCCAGAUUAAUGUAACAUUACAAAUAUGAAAUUUCUUUUUACCUCGAUUUAUUAACAGAUAUCGAGUGAUCAAGAUGUGAUAUUUAUAUAAUCAUGAACAAAUGUCAACCAUUUAGUUAUUUAUUCCUAUUUUGCAUUACAUAAUUUUUUAUUGAUAAUCAAUUCCAGAUGAAUUAUAGGGAAAAAAAGUUCUAUGUUAUUCGACUAAGCUUACCGAUCUGUUAUUAUUAUUUCGUUAUAUAUAUAUUUCCCUUGAGUGUUUGAAAGGGAAAUAUUAUUUAUUUCAUAUAUAUAUUUAUUGGUGUCAGAGAGUGAUCAGUAUUGCAUAUGUUGUAUAUGGUUUGAAACUGAGUUUUGUGUUGUGUUCUGUUGACUAAGUUAAUAAAAAUGAUGGGAAUCUG
This is a messenger RNA of Penaeus monodon (black tiger shrimp), 2452 nucleotides long. Its product is annotated as polypeptide N-acetylgalactosaminyltransferase 14-like. Bases 382 to 717 code for a protein of 111 amino acids. The record is from RefSeq and is a predicted model, not a curated record. Lineage: Eukaryota; Metazoa; Arthropoda; Malacostraca; Decapoda; Penaeidae. The transcript is spliced from 3 exons.